This is a messenger RNA of Mytilus californianus (California mussel), 7811 nucleotides long. RefSeq names its product protein MTSS 2-like. Gene Ontology annotation, biological process: cell projection assembly; plasma membrane organization. Gene Ontology annotation, molecular function: phospholipid binding; actin binding. Gene Ontology annotation, cellular component: cytoplasmic side of plasma membrane; actin cytoskeleton. The coding region runs from base 279 to 3083 and encodes 934 amino acids. Lineage: Eukaryota; Metazoa; Mollusca; Bivalvia; Mytilida; Mytilidae. The record is from RefSeq and is a predicted model, not a curated record. The transcript has 16 exons.
AGAGCGGAAAUGAUAUCCGUUCUGUUAACACGCUUAUGUUUGAGGACAAUAAUGACUGAAAAACUACCCUAAACAGGAUUAAUUGUAUAUAUUUCGAAUUGUCCAUUGGAAUGGAGGUUCCAUUUUCCAUAUGGAUUACUUAGGGUCUGUUAUUGUGUGUAUUUAUUUCAUUUCGGAUUAGAUUUUAUUCACUUUCACUAUCGAUUCGCCUUGUUGUGAUCGGAGGUGCUUUAUUUUCAAUAUUCAAAUACAGGAAUAUUAUAUGUAACAAAAGGAAUAUGUCCACAAUGAGUCAACAGCAAAUGGAGGGAGGGAUGGAUAAAGAUUGUAGUGCUCUAGGAAUGUUGUUUCAGACAAUUAUAAAUGAUAUGAGGGGUAGUUCAGUUAUAUGGGAAGAUUUUACAAGUAAAGCUGCAAAACUUCAUUCCUCUCUUAAAGCUACACUUGGAGCAAUAGGAGGAUUUUUAGAUGCCUUCCAGAAAGUGGCUGACAUGGCCACUGGCUCUAGAGGAGCCACAAAAGAGAUUGGAACAGCCCUUACAAGGUUAUGUAUGAGGCAUAAAAGUAUCGAGACUAAAUUAAAGACAUUAACAAGUACUAUUAUAGAUAAUCUAGUUACACCACUUCAAGAAAAGAGUGAAGAUUGGAAGAAAACAGUUGCUCAGUUGGACAAAGAACAUGCCAAAGAAUACAAGAAAGCGCGUCAAGAAAUCAAGAAAUGUGCUACAGACACCAUGAGAUUACAGAAGAAAGUCAAGAAAGGGAAAUCAGACAUCCAAACUAAAUUAGAUCAUGCUAUGAAAGAUGUAACAGAUAAAUACAUGAUGUUAGAGGAAGCAGAAAAGUCAGCUGUAAGGACAGCACUGAUUGAAGAGAGAUCUAGAUUCUGUUUGUUUAUCAGUUGUCUUAGACCUUUUGUUGAGCAUGAGCUUAGCUUACUAACAGAAAUCACACAUUUACAAGAUAUUACACACAGUUUGUGUUUAAUGGCUGGUGAACCUAAUACGCUACCAUCUUCCAGUGAACAGAUUAUUAUGGACAUAAAAGGCUCAGAUAGUACCAGUUUCUUUAACAACCUAAGUGGGCCAAGCCCUCCAAGUUCACCGAGUUCCAUCGGUUCAAGAAAGUCCAGUAUGUGCAGCAUCAGUAGUAUAAAUAGUUCAUCUAGUGGUUCAGUACAGUCGCACUCACCAAGUCAUCAUACCAGGAACCGUAACUCAUUACAGCAAUUUCCCAUGGGUACAAUACGCUUACAAAGCGUUUCAUCACAGGACUCGGGAUUCACUUCUCAAGAUACAUUGUUUCAGCGACCAGUCACCCCAUCGUCACUUAAUAUUAGACAGAAGGAUGGUGACAGUGCUAGUAUAGGUGGCCAUUCUGAUACUGCGGAUUCUUCAUCAUCAACGCCAUCUGAUAAUACACCAUCUGCUAGUUCUACAUGGACAAACUGGCCAAAUCAACCAAUUACCACAAAGGCUGACACCAACAUCAGACCACACACAAUAUCCUCUGCAUAUGAGAAAAAUCAUAACAGACCUGCUUUGUCUGCACAGUUGUUUGAACCUCCGCCACAGGAGAGUGCUGAAGACGAGGAAGUUCAAAUGAGACAUCCACAUAAGAAGAAGACCUAUAGUAUAGCAGAUACACCAUAUACACGUCCCCCUUCAGCUUCAAUUAACAAAAUGCAACCCGUACUUCCUCCGCUGGCACCAAAACCAAAAGUUAAAGCAGUAGCACCUCCAAAAAUCCCAUUAUCAGAUGCUGAGCAGCCAGCUUAUGUGAAUCUGACCGAUCUUGCCAACAUGGAGAAGGAUCGCCAAAGAGAACAGAGUACAGACAGUGACAGAACACCAACAGAUAAAAGUCCUCCUGACACAGCUCCAAUACAGUCCGGGUUACCCAUGGACCUGGAGGAAGCUAUCAAAGAUCUUGAUACAUGUACUGCCGCAUUACAUACAGAAUUUGAAACUGUUGAAUUGAGGAAAGGGAUGAAGAGAAAGCAGAAUUCAAUGGAGCUGGCUAAAGCUAUCCAGGAACUAGAAGCUAGUACUGCAGCGUUACAGUGUAAUUAUGAGACAUCCAGUAAUGCCAGUCAACACUCACUACAGUGCUCCAGUGGAUAUGGUACCAUGAACAGUACUCCAUCAAGUUCCGAAGAUACUAUUGCUACUGGGGACUUUGUUCUCAGUAGAGCUAAGGCAGAGCAAGAAAAAUAUUAUACAAUUCCUAGAAAUUCAGAAAUAGGAAAUGUUUAUAAAGCUGUAUUACAAUCCAAACGACCCGCAUCUACAGCAGGUAUUCCUGUGUCUGGUGUGGGUUUGGGGAGAAGAAGUUCAAUGAAUCAACAGCAGAGUAAACCACCACCUCCUGUUAGAAGAUCCUCAUCAAUCACUACUGCAAAUCCUGCAGUACUGCAGAAACUCCGUAAAACACCACCUCGUGAACAACCACCAAUUCCUCAGUCUUCAAGUAGACCUGGUUCACAUCGUAGAAGUGGCAGUUCUGGAAGUCAAUCAGAACCUGCUUAUGCUGAACUGCAAGAGAUUCAGCAGAGCAUCCAAGCACGACAAAGUCGUCAUGAACAUCAAGAAACUAUUUAUGCGUCUACAACUGCUGCUCAAAAUCCCUACAAUCAACACAAUUCUUCACAAUAUGUGCCUAAUUCACAACCAAUAUAUGGACAUGCCGUGCCUCCAGAUGCUCGUGCCAUGAUGCCACCACCGAGUGGACCACAGUAUUCUCAGACUGGUGUGCCACAUUAUCACCAAAAUCUUCCUGCAGGUCAGGUCGAUAUGGUUAAGAAACUGAAUGCACGUUUUGCUGCUAUGAAUGCUUCAUUACAAGAAGAGGAACUACCACCUCCCCCUCCUGACAUUAUGCAUGAUCCAGAUUUGCCUCCACCCCCAUCAGCAGAGGAACUUCAGGAAAUUGGAUGCACAUUUAGUCAAGCCCCACCCCCUGUAUAUUCUAAACCCCAAACAAACAAUAGCAGUGACAGUAUUCGUGCUUCUCUUGUGUCUGAACUCAAAUCAGGACCACGAUUAAAACGUGUCAAUUCUAAAGAUGAGGGUUCAGAAUGCUAGUAUCCAGAGAAUCUUAGAAGUAGAUUUGUGUUUUGUUGGGUUUUUUAAUGUGUGACAGUAGCAGUUUAAAACUAUGUAUGAAAGGCUGUGUUUUAUUGAUAUAUAAUUGGCUUGCUUGUAUAAACAGUUGCACCAUUUGAUAUUAUUGAACGCUUGUUUUAAUGAUGAUAAAUCCAGUUUUAACAUUAUGCUAUCUUCCUAAUAAAUGCUAUCAGUAUUUCUCAUACCUCAGGAUAAGUUAUUAUUUAGGUUUCAACAGCACCAAUCAUUUCUGUAAAUUGUUUUAUGUUUUUGCUUGUUUAUUUAGGAUACUUUUCAAUAUUUUAGAGCAACCUUAACAUUUUUUUACCACUACAUUUUAUAAUGUUUUUUUUUUUUAUUUUAGUUUUAUCAAGUGUCUGAUAACAUUUGGGAAAUUUUUUUUAAAAUGAAUUUUCCAAAGUUUUUAACAUUCAAUUGCAAAAUGGAGUAGAUGAGACAGGGGCCUUACUUUGCUUGUCAUUUAGAGUUUACAUAUAUAUCAGACAUGUGCAAAGUGUCAACUUUAUGAGUGCUUAUUAAACAAGUGGAAAGUAUGAAUGUUAUGAAUUUUCACUACAAUUUUAAGUAUGUACAAAGAGACAUACUUAAUAUAUGUUUUAACUGUCAUUGCUUAGUUAUGAAAUUAAUAUUCAUAAUUCAGAUAUUUUUAAGGCAUACAAGAACCACACGCAUACAUAUAUAUAUAUAUAUAUAUAGAUACAUAUAUAUAUACGAGGGAUGUUAUUCAUUUAGACAGAUGCAGUGGUAAAUAAUCUAGUUCUUGCAUGUGCUCUAUAUUUGUUAAAAAAUUCAUAUUUAAGCAACAUAAAAAAAAUUUUUUUAAUGUCACAUAUAGGACGUCUAUAUGUCCACAUUUUGCAACGGGUAUCAUGCAGGUUUAAUACAGGAAUGAAAGCUUAUCUUGAAUAAAUAAUAAAAAUCAGAGUUAGGCAAAAUAAUGCUCUGGUUACAUCUACUCCUUUUGUGCCUGUGGGAUAAAAUAUAUACUCAUUUACAUUUCUUUAAAUGUAUUUAAAUUUGUAAUUGGAUCAUCAAUGAGAAAAUUUAUACAGAAUUUUCUUCAAGGAUGAAAUAUUUAUUGGAAAAGCAGUGUAUUUGUUGAGUGUAUUUUUGUGAGUGAUUGAGAUGUUUAUUGUUUUAUGUUUCUACUUUAGUGCAAUGUGCCAAGACAGUUAAUUUUAUUGAACCCUGUUUGUAAUAUAGCUCAUUUCAUUCUCAUUUUUAAUAACAAUUAUUUUAUUUUGUCAUGAAGAAAAUGAUAUUUAGUUAUUUUGAUUUGCCUCAUAAAUGGUUUGAACUUAAUGUUUUAAAAUAUUCAGAAAUAAUCUUAAAAUUGCAACUUUUUCAGAGUUAGCAUAUGAAUCUAUUUUAUUUGAAAGAAAAAAGUCAUAUGUUUUAAAAGUGUAGAUAUCAGUUUUGAUUAAUAUUAAAAGCUGUCUCUCUGAUUUUACCCCAUAUCUCUUUUUAUCCAGCUUGAACAAAUAUUUGACUAUUUAAUUGGAUGCAAGUCACCCUAUAAGGGAUUGUAUGAAUAUUCCUCUACUCCCCAGAUGCAAAUUCCUCAUGGAUAUUUUUUAUUCACAUGUACCCCAGUAUAUUCCAGUUUACAUAACAUAUUAUUCUUGUGAAGAUCAUUUUGAAAAUUAUAUAUAAAUAUACCAAAUAACUAAAUGAUUUGGAAAAUACGUUAAAGGUAUAAAAAGUAAUUAGAUUUCAGAAUGCAAUUAGGUUCUAUCCGGUCACUCUGGUUCAAAACCUUGGUUCCAUCCUGGUCUUUUGGUUCCAAAUCUUGUUUCUAUCUGGGUUCUUUGGUUCAAAACCAUGGUAACUGGAAGAUCAUUUUGAAAAUAAGUGAAUAAAGAUAAAGAAUAUUUUACACAGAAUAGUAAAACAUUUGUGUUCAUGCCCUUUGUGGGGUUUAGAUUAUGUUCAUAAUUGCUUGAUUACAUGUUGUUUAUGUUGCUUCAUAAGUUAACAGCUGCUAAAGGCUUACAUAUUCCUAUGGACGACUGACUACUUCAUCCACUAAGAUAUGAAUGAUUACUAUUGUAAACUUAAUGAUAGCACUCUAUUGAGCAGAAAAAACAAAAAAUGGUUGAAGUCAAAAAUGUGUAAAGAUAUUUGGUGCUAGUCUAGCAUCCGGAAUUAUUGAUGUUAGACAGGACCAUAUUACAUAAUAGUGAUGAUUUGAGGAUAUUUCCAGACAUAAUUAAGAUUUUAUACAAAUGUAACCUUGCUUAGGAAGUGAAUUAUAAUUCAUUUGAUGUCUUUAAAAUGACCAGAUAGUGUGCAAACUAUGUUUAUGGAUCAUGCAUAAGCUAUGUUAUAUUGAUAUUUUUGUAAUAUUUUAUUGACUUUAGAACCUCCUUAAAAUUUGCCUAUAAAUAACGUAAUCUCACAAACUGUUAUGCAUAUGAUCUGUACAUUGUAACACAGAAUUUUAAUACUCGUGAGGAAAAUGACUUCCACAAUAUAUAUCAGGACAUUUACUAUUCCAGAUAUUUUGUUAUAGUCAGCUUAUUAUAAUGCUUUUGUAUUUUAUCUAACAAUGUACAAUAAAGCCAAGAUAAUUAGUAUUGGUAACAUAUUCAGAUAAAAAAGGAGUAUGCAUUUCUUAUAAUAUACAAGCAUGCUCAUAAUGUUCCUCCUUGAUAAAGAAGAACAUUAAGCCAACCAUAUAAAUAGUAAGUUUUAUUCACAUUGGAAAAAGUCUAUACUUUGUCCUUUAAAAUGGGAUGUCUUAAUCAAAGGAGUAGGUCCGGUAAGGGCUGAUUUUGGCCUCAAAAUUCAUGUUCAUCUGAUAAAAGAUUUUGGACACUUUUUAAACACUAAAGUGUCUACUUCAGUCGAUUAAAUUAGUUUAUGUGAAAGAUUUGAACUGAUUUAGUCAUUAAAGAUGCUCAAAUUCAAGCUUAAAUAUGAAAAAUCUAUCAAAUAUGCCAUAAUAUGUCACUUUUCAGAUGGUUUUUGUCAAAAAUGAAAGUGGCCGCAUCCGUGUUCAUUCUCAACCUUUAUAUAUGUUAUGUAUUAUCAACAAAUACAACUUACAUUUAAAUAUCAAGAAUGAACACAAAUGCGGCCACUUCCAUUUCAGACGGAAACCGUCUAAAAAUUAACCUAAAUGCUAAAAUUACGAUUAUUUCAGUAAUUUAGCAUGACUUAAUGAUGCUAGUACCCGAUACAUGUGCAUUGUAUUGUCAAAAACAGCCCAUAUUUAUGUAACAGAAGUAUUCUUCUUUCCAAUAAAUAGCUAAAAAUUUACAUUUUAACAAUUUUGUAAAACUGCUAUAUUUUGGGGCCAAAAAGGGGUCUUACUGGGCCUGCUCCUUUGUAAAAUGUCUGAAUCAGAACAUAACCUGUUGCUUAUCAGCAAAAUAAAAGAAAAAAGUAUAAAAAAUCUUUUACAUCACAAUUUUGUAGUGCUAUCCCAAUAGGCUGUUUUGUCUUUUAGUUUCAGUUUUAUUCUAUAAACUAGAUAUUAUUUUUUAAAACAUUGAUUCUACCUUUAUUAAAUUUUGCCUUUUACUUAUAAACAAGUUCUGCAAUGAUGUACAAUUGGGAUAUCAAAGCUGAUACAGGUAUGUUUUUUCUGGGAGAGUUCAUUAGGCAAAUUCUUUAUCUGGGCUUUAUUGUACAUUGUACAGUUUUCAUUCCAAGCAAAGAAGUUCGACUCAAUACAUUGUUUUAUUUGCAAGUUUUAUUUGCAGAAAUGUAAUUUGCUGUUAAACCUGUUUUUCAUGUGUCAUUGCUGAUUAUUUGAUUGAUUGAAAGAAGUUCAAAGUCAGAUCAGCAAAUUGGCCUAUAAGACAGAUGUUAUCUAAUCACCAUUUGAAUUAUUGUAACAAGUAUAUCAUAUACGGCAAAAAAAUUGUAUGUCAGAACCACUCUAAUUUACAUAACAAGAGUGAAAUAGAAUCUACCAUUAAAUUUAUAAAUUUGGUCUUUAACAUAAGUUGCUGUAGAUAAUUGCCAAACAUUUUCAUUAAAACUUUUUUCUCAUCAUUUUAAAGUUGAAACGUGCUUACAAUUGUUGUUUACUAAGUAUGACACCGAGAAAAAUUUGCGAGUUAUCGUUAGUUUCGUAUUAAUUCAAUUACCAUAAAAAAUAUUACAUUUUUAAACAAAACACAAAGUAAGGGUUAGAGAACUUUAUCUUAGGAGAAACUAAGAAAACUGGUAAUCUUCCUACAGUUUAUAAAAUUUAUUAAAUCCGUUUUGAGUUUUCAGUUGUGCAAAAUUCACACAUUAAAGAUGUUAAAAUCAAACGUGUUUGCUGAUUUUUUUUUUUUUGAAAUGCAUAACUAAAAUCAAUCAAAAUUUUAAAUUUGACUUUGUUAAGAAAGCCAGAAAGAUUAUUAUAAUCCAUUAUGUAUAUCAUUCAACCACACUAAGUUAACGGUUUCAUUAUUUGAUAUUACUCUCGUUCUAUACAUUUACAAAAACACUUUGCCACCUUUCAUAAAGGAUAAAAUUUUGAGUUUAAGUUUUGAUUUGUCAUUGUGUAUUUCCAUUGCAACUAAAACGAUCUUAACUUAUCAUUUGUUUUCCACAUGACUGAGCAGAAAACAAAGUAGACUUUGGAAUCCAUUAGCAGUGUGUUAGUUCAUGUAUUUAUUUGUUGUCACACAGUAAUCUAUGUAACAAUAUCUUCACAAACUGCUGUGUGAAUAAAAAUAGAUAUGGCAA